AUGGAACAUGCCCGGGGAAAUGGGCGUGGCUCAUAUAUUUGGGGAAGAUCUGUUCACAAUGUUCGAAUUGAACAUUUGUGGGUUGACGUUAGCCAUUAUUGCAGUCAGACGUGGCAUGAUAUGUUUACCCUUCUCGAAAUUCAUCAUGGACUCCAGGCUUCCAAUUCAAACCACAUAUGGCUACUUCAGCAUCUUUUCCUUCCAAUGAUCAAUGAGCAACUUACCUUCUGGGCCGAAUCCUGGAAUAGUCAUCGAAUUUCACAGCGGCGUGGCCCAGCCCGCAGCCCAGAAGAUAUGUUUGUAUUUGACUCUCUGGUUAAUGGGGUGCGGGGCGAUGAUCUUGACCAAUUCACGAUGACAGAUGAAGAGCUUGAAGUAUUCGGGGUAGAUUGGGAAGGAUUACAAGAUGAGACAUUAUUGCGAAAUCUGCGCAUGCACUAUUCUCAUGAAGGAUCAGGCUCCUGGCUUGGCCGUCGAGGUCCCCCUCCAGACCUCAAUGAGGUGGCUGUCAGUCCACCAUCAGCCCUUCUUACUCAAGAACAAGUUAUAUUCCUAAACCAACAGCUUCAGCAUCAUAUUCGCUUACCUCGUGAACAGGAAGUCAUACAGCUUUGGAUUGAUGCCCUUGUAAUUGCAAAGACAAUGUAUCCAGACGCUUUUUAG
Lentinula edodes (shiitake mushroom) is the source of this 663-nucleotide messenger RNA. RefSeq lists its product as uncharacterized. Bases 1 to 663 code for a protein of 220 amino acids. The record is from RefSeq and is a predicted model, not a curated record. The transcript is spliced from 2 exons. Lineage: Eukaryota; Fungi; Basidiomycota; Agaricomycetes; Agaricales; Omphalotaceae.